This is a messenger RNA of Polyodon spathula (Mississippi paddlefish), 3557 nucleotides long. RefSeq names its product cdc42 effector protein 2-like. Bases 2195 to 2953 code for a protein of 252 amino acids. The record is from RefSeq and is a predicted model, not a curated record. NCBI's taxonomy places the organism in Eukaryota, Metazoa, Chordata, Actinopteri, Acipenseriformes, Polyodontidae. The transcript is spliced from 2 exons.
CCUCGUGAUUGAAGAACAUUUUUUUUUUUUUUGUUUCCACAAAGAAAAAUGCAUUGUUCUCUCUCCUAUCUCCUGUCUUCCGAGCGAUCGUCUGUCUUUAUAAUAACUGUUAAUGCAUUUAAUUGUGUUUUAAAUGUUUUAGCUCUACUCAGACUAUGUAGCAUUGUUGUUUGGGACACUGAAAUACUAGCAUCAUUACAUUUGAUCUUUUGAUAUCAGAUUGGGAAUUGGAAAUCAAAUAUACAUACUGUACUUUUGCAACUAAAACUGUACAUUUGCUAGAUCCGUCUGUUUUACAGUCUUUGAAAUGUGUAUUAAUAUUUUGUUUUAUUUAUUAUCUUUUUUUUUUUUACACUUAAAAUACGCUUCCUUUAAUGUCACAAACGUUCGCCCGUGUAAAUUUAUAUAAAUAUUUUCAAAUCUCAUCAGAAAUUGUUACACUGUAAAAAACAAAAAAAUAAAUAAAAUAAAAAAAAAUGCAUACAAGACUUUGAACCACAUUUCAUACAGUUUAAAAACCUUUGCACUUUCAUUCACCGUGGACCGAUUAUUCCUUUGUCCGGACUGAGGUCUCCACAGGGGAGGGUCGCUGGUGUCCAUCGGGCAGAAGAGUGAAGAAGCAGCAGCUGCCUGGGUUUGUGUGGGUCACUGUUCUCCUCCACAGAGUCUCAGAAAAGCAGUGAUCAGCACAAACCCAGGCAGAUGCCUCUUCUCUCCUUUCACUCUGAAGGGUGAAUCAGACCGAUCGACCCCAGCGACCCUCACCUGAUUUCUGUGGAGAGUUCAGUCCAUCUAACACUCGACACAUGCAGUGCUGCUUUUUAUAUAUAUAUAUAUAUAUAUAUAUAUAUAAAACAAUAAAAUUCCCAGAUUGGAGUUUUGUAUCGGUUUUAUUGUCAGUGUAUUGUGAAAUAAAAAUGAUACGGUCUGAACUUCAGAACGAAUGUGAAAACUGACUGACUGCUUCAUUUCAAACAGAAAGUAAAAAGUUACUUACGAAGUGUUGUUGCUAACUUGAAAUAUACACCUGUAAACAAAUAAAAGGGGGUUAGUAAGCAAAUUUUCUGUUAAGUAAUUGAGAUUUCGGGUGGAAUGAAAACCAGCAGACACAGGGAAUCCUCGGUUUUAAAGGCAGUUCAACACAUUAGCAAAGAAAAUGUAUUUGUAAGUGAAAAUUGUUCAAGUCUCCACUAGAUGGCGCUGUAGGUCUUAAUUCCCUGUACAUUAAAAAAAGCGAGCCUCAGAACUUUGGCAAGGGCAAGGGAGUUCUGGAACCUUGCGAGCUGGGAUGAAGUCAUUGAUGUGUGGGGAAGAUUACCUCAUUCUCUGAGGAUAACCCGUGUAACCCUUUACAAGAGAAGUGCAAUGCGAUAUAGACUGCAUACCCCAUCGCAGCGCCCGAAUCAGUACAACACAAACGCAGCUGCUGGGAAGUGACCUAACUAUCUGCCUGGAGGGGCGGAAGCAUCGCUUUCUGAUUUAUAACCGUUUGUAUUCGGUUCAGUAUGAAAACCAACUAAUGACUAAGGCAAUCAGCGAGGUGCACACCAGCGUUUGACAGUCAAAAGUAUGAACCACAGGCUGCUCUUCCCUAUAAACGGUGGAAUAUGUGCUUUUAUAAAAAGGAACCUUCGAACUACAUUCCCCUGCCACAUUCCAUGAGAUCCCGACCUUCACCCUUCCCUGCGAGGAGCAAUCGGAGCGCCAGAUGAAAGAAGGGAUUAUUCCCAGUGGGGGAAAAGGGGGGUCUUCCACAUUUGUUUUCCUAAGGAUCACUGCACACAAUUGCCUCGCUGGAGUCCCUUAUGAAGGGAAGUUUAGCAAAGUGUAGUUCCUGCUUCCAUUUCAGGAUCAGAUUCAUUAAAUCAGUACAAUUGUGCUCAUAAAUAUUAUAAUAUAUAAUAUCCACAGUGGUUGAAUCAAUUCCGCUGCCUAGCACUGCUUACAAAUUAAUGGGAGGCUGGUUCUUUCUGAUGCUAGUUAUAAAGAUCAACAUUAAUUGAUUAGUCUCACAACCAGAUUUCCUUUCUGCUAAAGAGGUCUAGCUAGUAGAGCUCAGCUUAUCUCUAUUUUUGACUUUUUAAGGGAAGAACUUAAUCUACGGGAAGGCUGGGAUCUGAUUCCAGUGGGGAAAAAAACACCCACACAAAAUAAAAAAAAAACAAUUCUGGGUAACAGCGUCAAAACCAAGAAGAUGCCGGCUAAGAUCCCAAUCUACUUGAAAACCUCCACCCCAAAGCAGGGCAAGAAACUGAAGCUGCGGGAUGUCCUGUCCGGUGAUAUGAUCAGCCCCCCUCUGGGUGAUUUCCGUCACAGUGCCCACGUGGGGCCAGCAGGGGAGGAGGACAUGUUUGGGGAUGUGAGCUUCAUGAAGGGCAAGCUGGAUCUGCUUCCAGAGACGGGCAGGAGGGCCAGCGAGGAGGCAGCCCAGGGCAGGACCCUCAGAGACGGGUUCCCGGCCAGGAAAAAGAACCACAGUGGCUCCCUGCUCAAGAGCGCCGUCUCCCUGCCCGCCUUUGGACAGGAGCAGCCUCCGCCCAAGCCUCCCAGGCUGCACCUGGGCGAUUGCCCAGGCCAGAGGUGCAUGUCGGUGAGCCACUCUGCGGAGACUGGGGUCUGCUUCCGUGGAGACGAGGAGCUGAGCUACCCGGCUGGUUUCGGACACCUGCUGGCCUCCUCCGGCUCGCUCUCCGAGAGUUCCUCCUCCGGCUCCGAGGAGAUGGGGGCAGGCUGCUCCCGCUAUGGGCCCUUGGGCCCCAGCAGGGGGCUGAGUCUCGACUCGGACGCAGGCCUCAGCAACGAGGACCUGCUGAGCGAGAUCAGAGAGCCCGCCGGCGUCCCCAAGUCAGAGUCUGUCUUCGGGAUGGAUCUGGACCUGGGACCGUCCAUCCUGGAAGACGUACUGAGGAUUAUGGACGCCUAUAAGUUGCGGGACGGGCAACGGGAACUGUAGACGGGACAUCCGAACCUCCCCUUUGGGGGGUGAAUGAUCGAAAAUUGUCUUUUCGCUUGACAAACUCAGCAUUAGUGUUUUUAAUCACAUAACAAAACAAAAAAAAACCCUGUUAACAGUUUUCUGUUGUGUAUUGUGUAUUAUAUAUAAGUAUUUAUUAAAGGCGUUUGUUGCUGGCUCCCAUCACCUGCAGGUUGCAUCCACGACGAUCAUGCUUAUAGUGACAUCUAGUGGUGGGUAAGGGGAAGUGCAGCGUGCUUAUCUCUGUGUGCUUCUGCUUUCAUCUGAGCUGUGAAACAAAAUUAAAUGUUGUAAACAAAAUAUAAAUCUGUAAACCUGGAAAGGAAAACUUAGGAGCACUUUUUAAAAAGUUCUUUAUUUUUUUUUUUGGGUGGGGGGAGCUUGAAAAGGAUGUUGUUCUGUCUGUAUGAUGUAGCAAAUGAUAGCAGUCUCAGUUUUUGUAAUGUUAAAAGGUUGCGUUAUCUGGGUUCUGACAGCUUUGUAUUGUGUUGUGUUGUAAUAAAUUGUACUGUAUACAUUUCACCUCAAUGUGAAUAGGGGAGAAACAUCUUUUUUUGUGUCUGUGGGUUUCCUUAACUAAAUA